Molecule: messenger RNA, 1155 nt
Organism: Prorocentrum cordatum
Lineage: Eukaryota; Dinophyceae; Prorocentrales; Prorocentraceae
Source: the annotation of a GenBank genome assembly
AUGCGGUUCACCACGCUGACCUUGGAGGGCAAUGGUAGGACCCACACCGCACAGGGUGACCCUGAUCAUUCCAUGCGAGCUUGCUCCUUUGCUCCUCUCCACCCCUCUUCCUCGAUCUUCCUGUUCCGCGCCCGUGUCAGCUGCGGUGGCCCCGCCGGCAGUGCUUGGCGAGGCCCUGCUGCCAGCGCACUACUACUUAUACUGGGUGCGGCUGACCAGGUCCGCUUCGGCUCCGUGGCAGGCGACAGCUUUUCCCUCCGUUGCUCUCUUGCUCUUUCUCCUCCGCUUCCACACCCCUCGCUAGGUUGCGACUCCUGGGAUUGGCGUCCUCCUCCCCUCGUUCCUCCCGCCCUUCUUUCUCCUCGUUCCACCUCUGCCGAGGGCUGCAGGCUGCAGCACAGCCUUACCUCACUGCAGUGCCGCAUAGCCCGAGCUGCCGCGAUGUUGGGGCGGUGGAUGCUCGGUGCCCAGGGGCGAGCAGGGACGCAUGCGCGGGUGCGCGCAGACAUCCUUCCGCAAUGGAUUCCUCCGCGCCGUGGCCAGGCGGACCCGCGCUCUGCCACGGCCGCGGCCGCCCGCUGGCCGCGCCUGCAUCGCUGGAAACUGACCGAACUAUGCGUUUUCGGGGGCCCGCGCAGACCUCACGCGUUGGCGCCGCGCCCCCCUCCCUUGGUGGCGCCUCUCCGGCGCCGAAGCGCGCCAAGGGGGCUUGCCAGUCGCUCCGGGCUUUGCGGUGUCCGCGCCGCGCUUCUCGCGAGAGCUGUUUCCGGUCCGUGGGCCCCCAGGCGUGUGCACGCUUGGUCUAACGAGCGAGCCGAAGUCGCGUUGCACAAUUCGCUGCACAGCUCGCGAGCAUCCAGCGAGGGAGCGGAGCUUUCGCUGCACAACCUGCUAGUUUCAGAGUGUUUCAAUCUCUGGCUAGUUUCUUGCGCGCAGGGGCGGAUCAGCUGUCAUACGUCCUUGCUGCGCCCGGUCCAGGUCCCAGUGGGCCGUUCAGUAAAGCUUAUUCAAGCAAACAGGCAAACUUGGUUCAUGGCAAAGCAUACCAACACAGUACAAUUUAGGCGCGUGAGCGUUGCAUAUGGACCGUUACGCCAUUCACCUCAGCAGUCAUACGCGGGUUCGCCGGUACAGGGCUGCCCUUCGUCACAAUAA